This is a messenger RNA of Cuscuta epithymum, 1324 nucleotides long. Lineage: Eukaryota; Viridiplantae; Streptophyta; Magnoliopsida; Solanales; Convolvulaceae. The record is from the annotation of a GenBank genome assembly.
AAACCAAUCUCUUCUCAGCUCAUGAGCUAACUAUUUCAAUUACAGCAAUGAUAGCAGUAGUCAUUGAAAAAUUGCCCAAGGAGUUCAGGGAAACCAGCCGUGGAACUCAAGAUAUCAAAGAUUUUGUGAUCGUGGAUGAAAAGUAAGAUUAUUACACACUGCCCAUCCCUCAUCCUUUUUUUUAUUCCAUCACCAUUUCAUUGUGCCGUUUGUACAUCACAUCAGGCUGAAACCAAUAAUAAUCACGCUCUGGAACAAGCAUGCCAUGACGAUUGAGGUAGAGAUAACGGAGCAACUGAUGGCGGGGAUGUACCCUAUAAUAUUAAUCGAAGCUGUUCCGGUGACCCCCUACAGAGGGAUUUCUUUGAGCACUCAUGCUGACUCGACCAUAACUCUCAGCCCAGAUACACCCCGUGCAACAGAACUAGGCAAUUGGGCUAUUAUUGAAAAUCGUGCUGCACUUGAUGGGCUAAAAAUCUGUAUGGAGUACACCAACGCUGCCUCAAAUUUGGCAGACCCAGAUAAGGAGACAAUAAUGGAAAUAGCAAAAGUACCUCCACAGAUUGAAGAGUCGAAGCCCGCAUGGAUUCAGGGCAAAAUAACUUUGGCCAUUGACAAUGAAAGUCUUUGGUACGUGGGAUGUAGCCGCUGCUCUAAGAGCGUUUAUGGCGGAUGUGACUAUAAGUUCCACUGCAUGACUUGUGGCGAACCAAACACUUUUGGGACUCCAAGGCCUAAGUUACGUGUCACAAUUGAAGACAAGACUGGUUGUCUCAAUGCCUCGGUGUUUGGCCGUUGUGCUGAGAAAUUGCUCCUAAUGACAAGUAAACAAAUCAUUGUGACAAAUGGCAUAGAUGCAAUUGAUUACUAAAUAAAAUUUGCAUCACAAUCUAUGUAGGGAAAAAAGGCAUCAUUUCAGUACGCCAACAAACGCUUGGUGAAUGAAGAUUAUAUAGUCCAAUCGAGAACAAACACAUACAAAUAUCAAGGCGUCUCCACAACAACUUAUACUGUGAACUCAUUGCAUGACUCUUCACACCACUUGACAAAGAAGACAUAAGAUAGUCCCACAAAUGACAUGGGCCCAAGUACCAGCACAACAGAACUGUCCCCCUCAAAUAAAUGUCAAAGGACCAAUUAGGGCCAUUCACAUCACAACAUCACUCCGCCCUGACAAGACACCAAUGCUUUAGUUUAUUGCAUAAAACCUAUGACAUUGUCUUUUGCUUAUCGUCAUUCCUUGCAUUUCACUCUUCCCUACAUUUCCUUCAGUUAACAUUUUCCUUUCCACGUGCACUUCAUCAGUGUUGCUAUAAUUUGCAUA